CUGUUGUUCGUGCGAGAGAAAAGUGAGCGGGACAGUCUGACGGACACCCCCAGGGACUGCAGACAUUGGGCAGAGACAAUUGGGUCCCAUAACAUCACGGAAAAAAAAAAACAGACAGAAAGUAAGAGUUAAAAAGAAAAGAAAGCAGAGGUGUACCGGGAUGCUGUAUCCAAGGCAACCUCACAUGUCUGUCUGUCUGUGAGAAGUGUCGGGUCGUGUCUGUGAGUCCAGCCGGAUGCCGUGCUAAGCUAACAGCUAACCCUAAAUGUGAGCUCACCUGACCGGGGUGAAUUUUCCUAAAGGCUAAGACUUAAGAGUUUUCCCGGAUGGAUCGUGUGACUUUGUCCGAGAAAAGCUACCCCAACCUGGCUGUGGUGGCACGUGUGAUGACUGACGACCGAGGGGACUUAAUGGUGAGGAGAGAGGUCAGGAACACUGAUUGCAUGGUAUAUGGAGAACAUGACGAUAGAACCGCACCACAGUUUCGCAACCGUAAGGGCAGAGGCUCUCACAAGGGUCGGUCCUAUGACCGAUCCCGCAGAGACCGCCAACGGGGAAGCCAGUCUGGAGGCUUCGGAGGUCCUGGGUCACGGCCUAGGCUUGACGAUACUGAUGUAGAUGUGACUAUGAGUGACAGCUCUCAGGACAGCUCUCAGCACAGAUUCAACCCAUAUGGAAGACCUUAUCGGAAAGGAGAUGGACGCUUCGACAGAGACAGGCGACAAGGCAGAGGGGGGGGAGGAGGUGGUAGAGGAGGAGGCAGCUUUAGAGGAGGAGACCGAGGUGGAGGCGGCAAUGGAGGAGGGAAAAGCCGGUCAGGCUGGUUCAAAGUAACGAUACCACAUGGAAGAAAAUACGACAAAAAAUGGUUAUUGACGGCUCUUCAGAACAUCUGUUCAGUUCCCCACACACCUGUACAGUACCAUGUUGACCAUAACAGGGUCCAUUUUUAUGUGGAUGAUUCUUCUGCGGCCAAUGCUUUGCAAAAAUGUUCUCACAAGAUCACAGACACGGAUGGUUAUAAGGUGGAAGUGCACGUCAACCCCAGCGCUCCACCAUCCUUCCUCCUGUCUGACUUGAAGCCAGAACACUUGGAGCACCUGAAGCAAUGCAUGGCAAAACGUUUCGAUGGCUCCCAGCAAGCACUUGACUUGAACAACAUCCGAACAGAUCCAGACCUGGCGUCCCAGAACAUUGAAGUAAUCUUGAAUAGGAAGACAAACAUGGAAGCUGUCGUAAAGAUCAUUGAAGAAAACAUUCCAGAGCUGACUGGCCUGAACCUGAGUAACAACCGUAUUCACAAACUGGAUGAACUGACUGAUUUGGUUACCAAGGCGCCUAAUCUGAAGACCCUAAACCUUUCCCACAAUGAGCUGAAGACAGACCGGGAGCUGGACAAGGUGAAAGGCUUGAAGCUGGUGGAGCUGUGGCUGAACAGGAACCCUCUGUGCGACGUCUUCAAGGAUCAGGCCUCAUACAUCAGUGCUGUGCGGCAGAGGUUUCCUCGGAUUCUCAAACUCGAUGGUCAUGACCUCCCCCCACCCAUUGGAUUUGAUGUGGAAACACCCACCACUAUCCCCGCCUGCAAGGGCAGCUGUUUUGGCUCUGAUGAAAUCAAGGUCAUCAUCCUUCGGUUCCUGCAACAGUACUACAGUAUAUACGACGCCGGCGACAGGCAGCCACUCCUGGAUGCCUACCAUGAUGGAGCAUCGUUAUCCCUCACAACACCUUACACCACCCAGAACCCCUCCAGGAGCAGUCUGGGGGAGUAUCACAAGGACACACGAAACCUGAAGCGGAUCAAAGACUCCACGGUUCGGUUUCGACUUCUGAAGCACACACGGCUGAACGUGGUGGCUUUCCUCAACGAGUUGCCCAAAACUCAGCACGACAUCGCUUCCUUUAAUGUCGACGUAAACACCUUCACGAACACACUACUAUCAUUCACAGUGAGCGGAGUCUUUAAAGAAGUUGCUGUUGAUGGUAAAUCCCGAGAGUCCACUAUGGCUUUCUCUCGAGUUUUCGUCACAGUCCCAGCAGGGAAUUCUGGUUUGUGCAUCGUGAACGACCAGAUUUUCAUCCGGAUGGCAACUACAGAGGAGAUCCGCCGAGCCUUUGUUGCUCCUGCCCCGACUCCAUCUUCCAGCCCCGUCCCCACCCUCACUGCACCGCAGCAGGAGAUGCUCACAGCCUUCUCGCAGAAGUCUGGCAUGAACCUGGAAUGGUCCCAAAAGUGUCUGCAAGACAAUGAGUGGGAUUUCAACAGAGCUGGACAAAUUUUCACUCAGUUAAAGGCCGAUGGCAAGAUCCCCGAUGUUGCAUUCAUAAAAUGAAGAGUUGAAUCUAGCAGUAAUUUUAUUUAUGCCUUUUGUUAUAUCCUAUACACUUUUUCCUUUUUUGUUUUAUUAAAAAAUAAUGUGGAUCAAGUUAACUUUUUUGUUUUAACAGCCAACUGAAGACUGAUGUUACGAUACCAUUUUUGGUUGUCAUCGUCGCCUUAGUUUUUGGUCAUUUGUAUAGAAAUUACUAUACGUGUUCAUAGGAAUAAAGAGAUGGUCAGUGAUCUAACUUGUGCUCAUUGAUUUGAUUGUUUUGUUUGUUUAACAAUAAUUAAAUAUUUUGUUACACAA
Molecule: messenger RNA, 2630 nt
Organism: Cottoperca gobio
Lineage: Eukaryota; Metazoa; Chordata; Actinopteri; Perciformes; Bovichtidae
Gene: nxf1a
Product: nuclear RNA export factor 1a
Exons: 23
Coding region: 327-2333 (668 amino acids)
Biological process (GO): poly(A)+ mRNA export from nucleus
Cellular component (GO): cytoplasm; nucleus
Molecular function (GO): RNA binding; protein binding
Source: RefSeq, a predicted model, not a curated record